GGAACCUCUUAUCAAGGGAGCUAGUUCCAUCUCUUGACAACUGCUUAACAGGAUAUGGUCCACCCACGGAGAGGACUAGAAGGAAUUGUCACUAUCGAUCACUGAGUCUAGGGGCAUCGGACGAGAUUUGUCUAACGUUUAGAAAGAAGAAGGGGACCUUGGCAACAGGGUGGCUUAUUGAUUGAUUGACGCGCCCCUCUGAUCUAUCCAACACUCACUCUGUUAAGCGCGUUCGAGCUGGAAUUUCAUUAACCCCACCGAUGAAUCCAGCAUACCAAGGAUACCAGCCUUAUGGGCACAACUACCAGCCUGAUGAGCGGGAAUACCAACCCUACGGGCAUGUUCCACCGGAGAAAACGUCAUUUCUUCCAGCCCAAGCUCCAAUUUCCCCAAGUCGCAAGCGCCGCUUUUGGCAUGCUCUCGGCCGAUUCCACCUCUUCACUCUGCUACUAAGUUCUGUGGCGCUUCUUGCAACCCUGAGUUUUCUGGCAUUCCUUUGGAGAACGUCUCUUGAUGUUGUUGCCGGAAAAGGGGGCCCCAGGAUGUGGCACAAACUGAUCAAUCGAGGAUGGAUCAUUCGCGCAGUAACCCUUUCCUCGGUGGUAAUCCGGACAUCCGUCGCAGCUCAGGUCGGUCUUGUAACACCUAUGAUAGCGUCAUUACUGUUGGAGCGAGCAGGAAGCCGGCUCGGCGGUCUUCCAAUGUUGUCGAUCAUGCGGAGUGUGAACAACUCUCCGCAUCAUCUAAUAUGGCCGGCUAUGUACCAAAUCCUGGGCUCGACUUCGUUCGCAUAUAUUUCAUUGUUAUUCGUUGCCCUAGUAGCAUCAAUUGUCUUGCAAUUUACGUCCACGAUCCUGCUCCUGGACUUCGCGGAUCAAAGUAUACUCUCCGGACUCAACUCCACAAAUGUCGCCUUUGGGUUGAAUUACAAUGACUCCCUUCGGGUUGGCGCAACGGACGCAUACCAAGGCAUUAAUUACUGGAAAUCACGCCCGUUGAGCUAUCCAAGAUUCGCGGAGUGGCAUCACCCUCCCAAUCCAGAGGACGGAGUUGCAGACACUGGACCUACAUACCGUGCUUACCUUCCAUUCAGCUCGGCAAAUGAAAGACGAAAACUUCGCAAUUUCACGGGGGUUGCGACCGUCCUGGACCUUCGGACAGUCUGCGUUAAGCCGCAACUCUCACUGAAAACUGGGUGGCUGAUGACAGAUGAUUUGUUGGCGCUGAACGGCACCGCUGGCUGGAAAGGGUCGUAUUCUAUGCUUUCACCUCCGAAAUACGGAGACAAUAUCGAGACGUCUUUCAACUGCACAAUCCCCUUGGAAUCUUCGACAGGCCCGACCAAUGGCUACUGGAAAACAUCAAUAUGUCAUCUGAGAGAUCUCGCAGAUCUAAAGGGCAGCAUUCAGGAAGAUCGAGAAUGGUUCGCCAAGACAUAUAUGGUAUUCAACACUACUGGUUCAGGGACAGACUGGGAAGCUUCUGGCAAGUUCAGCCAAUGGAAGACGAACUCGGGUGAAGCGUGGACGACAUUGACUGCGCCCAAUAACCCUUCCUCCAUCAGCGCUACACUGUGCUUCACCAAUCCCCUCCCGUUCAAUUACGAAGUCAACAUGUGGAGCAAAGCCGAUACCUCCGAACCCUCCCUAAACUGGGAUAACACAACCGGACACUAUAUAACCCACGACAUCCUACACCUCUACGAUGGUCUCUCCCACCCCUCUAACCCAGAAGAACGCGGUAUCCUUAAUCUCGACGCGCACGCAAACUGGACCGCACACCUCGCGGAACUUAAAACAAACACCAAAACUCUGAAUUUCAUAUGGACAGCCUUGGACGAAGGCUUCGUUCAAGGAAACACCGACAUCCCGACACCAAACAAAGGCGCACUAUUAACCCCCUGGUCCGAUGGAAUCUCGCAGGCCAUCCACCGUGCCCACAUUGCCGUAUUCCAGGAUAUCAUUCGCACAACACACAAUCCUGCACUCGCAGUCCAAGCUCUUUUCACUAUACUCACUCAGUCCGCGUACUAUGAUUUUCUCGCGCAGUUUGAUGUCAGUGCGCCAGCUACUUUUGCGUUUUCUAGGCAGGUUACUAUUCCGCAUGAGUGGAAAGGGUUUGGUAUUGUAUGUGCGGUGUUAGGAGUGCAUUUUGUGGUGUUUGUGGUUGUAACGGUGUUAUUUUUGGUGGGGACUGAGGUUAGUAUGUUGGGGAAUGCGUGGCAGGCGGUUUGUCAGGUCGUGGAGCUGGUGGAGAAGGAUGUUUUAGAUGGCGUUAAAGGGAAGGGCGAUGAGGAGGUGGAGGAAGUUUUGAAAGGGAGCGGGAGGGCGGAUAGGAUUUUUAGGGUUAGGUAGAGAAUGGGGGAUCUGGUGUGUUAACCAAAGAAAAUAAGUUGUCAUUUGAGGUUCUAGGAGGUACUAUGAUUUCACAUCAAGGUCAGCAAUGGCAAAU
Molecule: messenger RNA, 2451 nt
Organism: Lindgomyces ingoldianus
Lineage: Eukaryota; Fungi; Ascomycota; Dothideomycetes; Pleosporales; Lindgomycetaceae
Exons: 1
Coding region: 261-2354 (697 amino acids)
Source: RefSeq, a predicted model, not a curated record